Messenger RNA from Branchiostoma belcheri (Belcher's lancelet), 759 nucleotides. RefSeq lists its product as uncharacterized. The transcript has a single exon. Lineage: Eukaryota; Metazoa; Chordata; Leptocardii; Amphioxiformes; Branchiostomatidae. The record is from RefSeq and is a predicted model, not a curated record. The coding region runs from base 2 to 307 and encodes 101 amino acids.
AAUGGCAAACACAACAGCGUCAGCGGUCGUCAUGACAACGUCUCUCGCCUCGCCCGACAGCGCGACGUCGCAAGGGCUGCUGGGAGGGCAGGCCAUCGCCGCCAUUGCGUGCGCGUCCUUCAUUUUUGUUCUCCUGAUCCUGGCCGGCGUCCUCGCCGUGGUGCGGGCCGUGAGGAAAAACAAGAACACGGUCCAGCCGGAACAUGGAGACACCAACAUCCUGAUUGGUCAGGACGACGCACCGGCUGAUCCUGUCUCGAAUUCGAACGAUGAAAACCAUGGCAACGGGGAUGCAACAGGACCAUAAGAUGUUCAAAUAUCAUGGAUGGAUGUAUCCCCCCCUCCAAAAAAAACUGCUGUAUAUUUGUCAUUUCUGACCAAGGACGUCCUUGUUUUGACUAUUGUAAAUGUAGUUACUGUAAGCAAGGAGGUGCCACUAUAACCUCAUUGCUAUAAAUUACUGACGUCCUGCAAUUAUAACAGUAACCGCUAGAAGCGCUGCUACUUAUGGGCGGUAUAAAAACAGUAUAAAAGGCGUGGCGUCAAUAUUGCAUCACUAUGUAAAUUUGUACUGAAAUGUGAAAGAGAAACUUGGUACGAGUGUUGUCACCUUGUGGAUACAACGACGAUUCAUUUUGUAAACAUUACGUUAAGUAGAAUACUACCCCUUUAUAUAAUCAAAUAGAGUGAAAUGCAUGACUACUAUGUACUUUGUCAUUUGGUACAUGUAUUAAUAAAUGAUUAACCGUGCGUCUAACG